UGGCAAAAAAAACUAGUUCAAUCAUGAGAACAUCCGCUAUCGUACUGUUAGCUACAAGCUUCAUGCUUGUGGCUUGCCUCGCUGAAUUUACCUAUGGAGACUGCGGCAGCGACUGCUCUAGCGAUUGCGAAAAUUGCGUCACCUCCAACUGCGGAGACUGCUCCAAUAACUGUGGAUGCACUACACGUGUAUGCCACCAAUCUUGCGCCGUCCGUUGUCAGCAGUGUUCCAGCACCUGCAGUUCAUCAUGCAGGGGAAGGGUGCCCGACUCAGCACCCGAAACAAUGAAGCAGAGACAGGAACAGCAUGAUUUGGCUUCUGAAAGAUCAUCAAACACUGAUUUGAAGAAUGAUGCCAACUCCAACGUUACAUCCAUCUUUGAUAUUACAUCAAGUGUAAGCAAUAACAACACCAUUCAUAUGCCUGUGGAGUACACUUUCAACCAUCACACGAAUGUGACUGUAGUUCCUGCGCCGGCUCCAAAUAUCCACAUCAAUGUUACUACUGGCGGUGGUUCGAGCGAGCCCAGAGUGAUCACUUUACCUUCUGCAGUUUCCGCACCGAAUAUCAUUCCACACAAUCCAAAUGGUUCGGUUGUCAAUAUAAAUCACACCACAGUUACAACUUCGGCUGGCCAACCAUGCUGCAACAUUACACCCAGCAAUUGUCAAAACCCUAAAUCCUGUUCGGAGACGGUAUGCGGGCCAAGAUGCAAUCAGCAGCCCUACCCUGGUUUCGUUCAACAACCAUGGCAAGUUCCUGUACAGCAACCGGUGCAGUACCCAGUACCACAACCGAUCCAAGUCCCUGUACCGCAACCAAUCCAUGUUCCUGUACCACAACCCUACCCUCAACCUUAUCCAGUCAUUCAGAGAGUAGCGGUCCCUCAACCAUACCCAGUCGUCCAAAGAGUACCAGUCCCACAACCUUACCCCGUUGAAAGACAAGUCCCAGUGCCGCAACCGUAUCCAGUUGUGCAAAGAGUGGCAGUACCUCAGCCCUACCCUGUUGAAAGACAAGUAGCAGUGCCACAACCCUAUCCAGUGGUUCAGAAUGUACCUGUUCCCCAACCAUACCCGGUGGAGAGGCAAGUUCCUGUCCCCCAACCCUACCCUGUUGUACAAAGAAUACCAGUACCUAUCCCUCAGCCUUACCCUGUUGAGCGUCCAGUGCCAGUAGUUCUUCCACAACCACCUCCAGUAUACACACAACCUGCGCCAGUAUAUACUCAACCGUCAUGUUUGCUCAACACGCUACAAGGCGGCCAGUACUCGGCAUGUGCGCAAACUCUCGAGAACCGACAAUUGUUUGGUCAAAGCUCAGCUGUGGCAUUAGAUCAAUGGAGUCAAAGCGCCAGACGCGCUGAUGGAUGUAUCACGCUAAAUCAGUAUCCGUGGACUCAAUGUAAUCUCCAGCAAACAGGGGUAGUAGGAUUUGGAGGCCUACCAAGCGGUAGAAUCCUACCAGGUGUGUAAAAACAAUCUUUAAGGUGUGUUCAAAACAACGCCUCGCAGAAGAAUACGGACGCAAACUAAAUUGCAAAUUAAGGCAGAAUGCAUUGAGGUGUACAUAAUAACUAAAAAUUUUGUUUACCAUAUUUCGGAAACCGAAACUUUCUCAAUAAAAAAGUCUUGAAAACCUUUAA
Molecule: messenger RNA, 1645 nt
Organism: Dalotia coriaria
Lineage: Eukaryota; Metazoa; Arthropoda; Insecta; Coleoptera; Staphylinidae
Product: BCL-6 corepressor-like protein 1
Exons: 2
Coding region: 24-1475 (483 amino acids)
Source: RefSeq, a predicted model, not a curated record